AUGACGCAGACUGAACUGCGGCUGGCUCAGUUUACAAACCAUCAAGUCCUGACCAGCACCUGUCUUUGUUCCUCUACUCCUCUAAAUAAAACCAGGGUAACCUCUGACUUUGUUCUUACCUCCAAGGUGAGGAAAUCAAAGAUCUCCUCUUCUCGAAAGCUGGGGUUGAAGAUCAGAAUGUUAACAGUCGCUGCUCAGAUGCUGGAUGAGGAGAAAGAGCAGAAAGUCAGUGAAAGAGAAGUUGCUCUGCAAGAGAGAGUUCCUCCUCUAAAUCUGUCUGGUCUGUCCAUGCAGGAGCUUCAGGACCUAUGCAAAGAGUUGCACCACAAGAUUGAUGGUGUUGAUGAGGAAAGGUACGAUAUUGACCUCAAAGUGGGCAAAAAUGAGAAGGAGAUUGAAAACAUGCGUCUGAAGAUCAUUGAGAUUCAGAGUAAGUUCAAGAAACCGACUCUGAAGAGAGUGAAGAUCUCUGCUGAAGCUAUGCUGAGUGUUCUGCUGGGCUCCAAACACAAGGAAUCGAUCGACUUCAAGGCCAACCUCAAAACGGUCAAGAAGGAAGAGGAGAAGAAAGAGGAAGUUACUGACUGGCGUAAGAACGUGGAGGCUAUGUCCGGUAUGGAUGGCAGGAAGAAGAUGUUCGACGCCUCUGGAAACUAA
Scomber japonicus (chub mackerel) is the source of this 657-nucleotide messenger RNA. Its product is annotated as troponin I, slow skeletal muscle-like. The record is from RefSeq and is a predicted model, not a curated record. The coding region runs from base 1 to 657 and encodes 218 amino acids. Gene Ontology annotation, cellular component: troponin complex. The transcript is spliced from 6 exons. Lineage: Eukaryota; Metazoa; Chordata; Actinopteri; Scombriformes; Scombridae. Gene Ontology annotation, biological process: muscle contraction.